Condylura cristata (star-nosed mole) is the source of this 6539-nucleotide messenger RNA. It is a transcript of the gene RERE, whose product is annotated as arginine-glutamic acid dipeptide (RE) repeats. Gene Ontology annotation, molecular function: sequence-specific DNA binding; chromatin binding; transcription corepressor activity. Lineage: Eukaryota; Metazoa; Chordata; Mammalia; Eulipotyphla; Talpidae. Gene Ontology annotation, cellular component: nucleus. Gene Ontology annotation, biological process: regulation of DNA-templated transcription. The record is from RefSeq and is a predicted model, not a curated record. The transcript has 23 exons. The coding region runs from base 141 to 4112 and encodes 1323 amino acids.
UUUGAAACGUUGGGGCUGUUGGAGUGGUUGGAUUUUCCCUGGAAUUGAGUGAGAAAUUCAGAAGACUGAAGCCCAGGCUUACUGUCUACCUUUCACGGAGGCCUAGCCGUGAGAGGACAGAAGAAGGCACGUGGCGAAUCAUGACCGCUGACAAAGACAAAGACAAAGAAAAAGAGAAGGAUCGGGACCGGGACCGGGACCGAGAGAGAGAGAAGAGAGACAAAGCCAGAGAGAGUGAGAAUUCAAGGCCUCGCCGGAGCUGUACCUUGGAAGGAGGAGCCAAAAACUAUGCCGAGAGUGACCACAGUGAAGAUGAGGACAAUGACAACAACAGUGCCACGGCCGAGGAGUCCACGAAGAAGAACAAAAAGAAGCCACCGAAAAAAAAGUCUCGUUAUGAAAGGACGGACACUGGAGAGAUAACCUCCUACAUCACGGAGGAUGACGUUGUCUACAGACCCGGAGACUGUGUGUAUAUCGAGAGUCGGAGGCCAAACACACCGUAUUUCAUCUGUAGCAUUCAAGACUUCAAACUGGUCCACAACUCCCAGGCCUGUUGCAGAUCUCCAACUCCUGCUUUGUGUGACCCCCCAGCAUGCUCUCUGCCGGUGGCAUCACAGCCACCACAACAUCUUUCUGAAGCCGGGAGAGGGCCUGUAGGGAGUAAGAGGGACCAUCUUCUCAUGAACGUCAAAUGGUACUACCGCCAGUCUGAAGUUCCAGAUUCUGUGUACCAGCAUUUGGUUCAGGAUCGACACAAUGAAAAUGACUCUGGAAGAGAACUUGUCAUAACAGACCCAGUUAUCAAGAACCGAGAACUCUUCAUCUCUGAUUACGUGGACACCUAUCAUGCAGCUGCCCUUAGAGGGAAGUGUAACAUCUCCCAUUUUUCUGACAUAUUUGCUGCUAGAGAAUUUAAAGCUCGAGUGGAUUCGUUUUUCUACAUUUUAGGCUAUAAUCCCGAGACAAGGAGGCUGAACAGCACCCAGGGGGAGAUCCGCGUCGGGCCCAGCCACCAGGCCAAACUUCCCGAUUUGCAACCGUUUCCUUCUCCAGAUGGUGACACUGUGACCCAGCACGAGGAGCUGGUGUGGAUGCCGGGGGUGAAUGACUGUGACCUCCUCAUGUACUUGCGGGCUGCAAGGAGCAUGGCGGCCUUUGCAGGAAUGUGUGACGGAGGCUCCACUGAGGAUGGCUGCGUCGCCGCGUCUCGAGACGAUACUACCCUCAACGCUUUGAACACGCUCCACGAAAGCGGGUACGAUGCUGGCAAAGCACUGCAGCGCCUGGUGAAGAAGCCUGUGCCCAAACUGAUCGAGAAGUGCUGGACUGAGGACGAAGUGAAACGCUUCGUUAAAGGGCUCAGGCAGUACGGCAAGAACUUCUUCAGAAUUAGAAAAGAGCUGCUUCCCAGCAAGGAAACGGGGGAGCUGAUCACUUUCUACUACUACUGGAAGAAGACCCCGGAGGCGGCCAGCUCCCGUGCGCACCGCCGGCACCGCAGACAGGCUGUGUUCAGGAGGAUCAAGACCCGGACGGCGUCCACGCCCGUCAGCACGCCCUCCAGACCCCCUUCCAGUGAAUUCUUGGACCUGAGCUCCGCCAGUGAGGAUGACUUCGACAGCGAGGACAGUGAGCAGGAGCUGAAGGGGUACGCCUGCCGCCACUGCUUCACCACCACCUCCAAAGACUGGCACCACGGGGGCCGGGAGAACAUCCUGCUGUGCACGGACUGCCGCAUCCACUUUAAGAAGUACGGAGAGCUGCCCCCCAUCGAGAAGCCCGUGGACCCCCCGCCGUUCAUGUUCAAGCCUGUCAAAGAGGAAGAUGACGGGCUCAGCGGGAAACAUAGCAUGAGGACGCGGCGGAGUCGGGGCUCGAUGUCUACACUGCGCAGUGGCCGGAAGAAGCAGCCAGCCAGCCCUGAUGGUCGUGCCUCACCCAUCGCCGAAGACAUCCGCUCCGGCGGCCGGAACUCCCCCAGCGCCGCCAGCACCUCCAGCAACGACAGUAAAGCCGAGACCGUGAAGAAGUCGGCCAAGAAGGUCAAAGAGGAAGCCUCUUCCCCUCUGAAGAGCACCAAGCGCCAGCGAGAGAAGGUGGCCUCCGACACCGAGGAGGCGGACAGGACCAGCUCCAAGAAGACGAAAACCCAGGAGAUCAGCCGGCCCAACUCCCCAUCAGAGGGCGAGGGGGAGAGUUCCGACAGCCGCAGUGUCAACGAUGAGGGCAGCAGCGACCCCAAAGACAUCGACCAGGACAAUCGCAGCACCUCCCCCAGCAUCGCCAGCCCCCAGGACAACGAGAGCGACUCGGACUCCUCUGCCCAGCAGCAGAUGCCUCAGGCCCCGCCCCCAGCCCUGCCAGCUCCCAGCGGGGCUCCCCCAGCCACCACCCGGCUUCCCACGCCAGGACCCGCACCGACUGCCCCUGCAGCCCCCGCCCAGGGCUCCCCCUCCGCCACCCAACCCCCCAGCCAGCCGCAGGCCCCAGCUCCCCACAGCCAUAUCCAGCAGGCACCUGCUCUGCACCCUCCCGGUGGCCCCCCUCCCAUCACUCCACCCACCUGCCCCUCCACCUCCACCCCACCUGCGGGCCCCAGCUCCUCAGCCCAGCCGCCCUGCUCUGCUGCUGUUUCUUCUGGAGGCAGUGUGCCUGGGGGGGCCUGCCCGGUCCCCCCCGUCCAGAUCAAGGAAGAGGCGCUGGACGAUGCUGAGGAGCCUGAGAGUCCCCCUCCCCCACCUCGGAGCCCAUCCCCCGAGCCCACUGUGGUGGACACCCCCAGCCACGCCAGCCAGUCGGCCAGGUUCUACAAGCACCUGGAUCGGGGUUACAACUCGUGCGCGCGGACAGACCUCUACUUCAUGCCUCUGGCGGGGUCCAAGCUGGCCAAGAAGAGGGAGGAGGCCGUGGAGAAGGCCAAGCGGGAGGCCGAGCAGAAGGCCCGGGAGGAGCGGGAGCGCGAGAAGGAGAAGGAGAAGGAGCGCGAGCGCGAGCGGGAGCGGGAGCGCGAGGCAGAGCGCGCGGCCAAAGCGUCCAGCUCCGCCCACGAGGGCCGCCUCAGCGACCCCCAGCUCGGGGGUCCCGGCCACAUGCGGCCGUCCUUCGAGCCGCCGCCCACCACCAUCGCGGCCGUGCCCCCCUACAUCGGGCCCGACACGCCGGCCCUUCGGACUCUGAGCGAGUACGCGCGACCCCACGUCAUGUCGCCGACCAACCGCAACCACCCCUUCUACGUGCCCCUCAACCCCACCGACCCCUUGCUGGCCUACCACAUGCCCGGCCUCUACAGCGUGGACCCCACCGUGCGCGAGCGCGAGCUGCGGGAGCGGGAGAUCCGCGAGCGCGAGAUCCGCGAGCGCGAGCUGCGGGAGAGGAUGAAGCCUGGCUUCGAGGUGAAGCCCCCGGAGCUGGACCCCCUGCACCCCGCCACCAACCCUAUGGAGCACUUCGCCCGGCACAGUGCCCUCACCAUCCCCCCCGCUGCGGGCCCCCACCCGUUCGCUUCUUUCCACCCGGGCCUGAACCCCUUGGAGCGGGAGAGACUGGCCCUGGCGGGCCCCCAGCUGCGGCCAGAAAUGAGCUACCCUGAUAGACUCGCCGCCGAGCGGAUCCACGCGGAGCGCAUGGCCUCGCUGACCAGCGACCCCCUGGCCCGCCUGCAGAUGUUCAACGUGACCCCACACCACCACCAGCACUCCCACAUCCACUCGCACCUCCACCUCCACCAGCAGGACCCCCUCCACCAAGGUUCAGCAGGCCCAGUUCACCCGCUGGUCGACCCCCUGACUGCUGGCCCUCACCUGGCUCGCUUUCCCUAUCCUCCUGGCACCCUCCCCAACCCUCUGCUUGGCCAGCCGCCUCAUGAACACGAGAUGCUUCGUCACCCCGUCUUUGGCACCCCCUACCCCCGAGACCUGCCGGGGGCCAUCCCGCCCCCCAUGUCUGCAGCCCACCAGCUGCAGGCCAUGCACGCCCAGUCAGCGGAGCUGCAGAGACUGGCCAUGGAGCAGCAGUGGCUGCACGGACACCCCCACAUGCACGGGGGCCACCUGCCCAGUCAGGAAGACUAUUACAGUCGACUGAAGAAAGAAGGUGACAAGCAGUUAUAAGUUAUUUAUUUGUUACGCUGGCUGUGGAAACCCCAAUUCUAGGAGGGUGAAACAGGACUUUUUACAUACAAUAGGAGCUGCAAAAGCAAAAAGAAUAUCUUCUAAAGAUUUCUUUAUAUAUUUAAAAGCCCACAACUAAAAUUGUAUCCGCAUUCUAGUGUUCGUUUGUAGAGAGGAUUCCUUGAGACUGGUUUGGGUCUCCCUGCAUGACCGUCCCCCAGAAACUUAGUGAGUCCUGGACUGGACUGAACACUUGGAACCCUUCCCUGCCACCUUGGGGUUUGGCUUUGCUUUUGUUUUCUUUCCUCCCUUGAUUUCUCAGUCGGUGCUAGAGCCCAGGUCACGCCCUGUGUGCAGACACACUUGCACGUGUGUUCCAGAACCCUCGAGGUUUGCCGCUCGGCGGCAUAUGAGUUUGGAAUCCAAGAGCUAUAAUUUUUAAAAAAUCUUUUAUUUUAAUACAUUGUAGGAGAUCUUCAUGAUUUGAGGAAGUUCUGCGCAUGGCUUUUUACGUCUGUAAAUAAGUACUUUUAGAACAGCCUUUUUUUUCUUCCACAAACUACUAUUCUGAUCUAUUUUUCCCAGCCAUGUCACUACUUGUGAAUUCCUACCAGCUAUUGACAGAAUACAGAGUUGAUUUUUUAAUAAAAAGUUAUAUAUAAUUAUCCCUUUGAUUAAAGGGAGCAGGUGGGCGUUACUAGCUGCAACGGCAGAAGCUUGGGGCUGGGUUCGGUGGCACCCAGGGGCUGCAGGGAAGACGUCACAAACUGUUUCUCUGUGUUCGCUUUGCUUUCCCUUCUGUCUGUCCCAGCCUGUGCUUUGCCGGAGGUGCAGACUCUAGAACCCUCUUUGUUUUGCACCAGGAGUGCAGGAGUUAAAUGUCCUGGGUAGAAAGCACAUGUUUGUGUGCCUGACUGUAGAUUUCCUGAGCGAAUUCUAUGCACACACAUCUGAUUGUUCUGGGUAAACUGCCUUGUUUAAUACUCUGACAAUUUCAUAAACAUUCUAGAAAAUUCAAGAAAAUGAUUCCCUGUGAAUAACUCAGCACAUAUGCUUGCCUGAGGGAUCGGCUGGAAGCCUGCCGUGUGUGGCCUCGCCUGAUCUCGUGAGGCCGGGCGAUCCUCGGCCCGUGUGCACGGAGCCUGCAUUUGAGGGGACCUGGGGCCCACACUGGUGCCUGCCCAGGAGCAGGACUGGCUGGUGACCCCUGUCAGCAGUGGCCGUCUGGGUCCCAUGCCACCCUGGGAGUGGGAGGCAGGAUUAGCGGCUGCUGAGCCAAGCUGGCGUGAGGAGCAGGGCAGCUUGGGGCGGCUGCACCCAGUGAGCAGCAGCUUCUGCCAGCCUGGGACUCCCCUCCCAGACGCCAGGGCCCCCUUGAGGUGUAUGCGGUAGUCACGGCAGGAGCUGCUGGGCCCGGGAGAGGACCUGUGGGUCAGCCUGUGUAGAAGGGGUUCAGGUGGAGAGGUUGCGCUUUGGCCCAGCAGCCCUCGGGUGCUGGUUCAGAUUUAGGCUCCAGCCCAGCCAGGUCGGGCCGUUCGGCUGGUUAGAGCCCGGCUGGUUUCAUCUGGGACAGAUAAAUGGGUUGUUGUCUGUUGAAAAUGUUGUAGUUUUUUUCUUUUGUUAACUCAUUCCAUUUCUGCCUUAACUAUAGCUCCUUAGAGAGGAGGCAAGUUUGAACGAACUUUUGGUCAUCAAACUUGAGGCCGCACGGGCAGGAGGCCUGUUUCUGGGGUGCCAGUGUGCAAGCGAGGUGCUGUCCCCAGGGCCUGGGGCCCGGCCGGGCCUCUUCUCGUCCGACUCUGGACCAGACAGGCCGGCCGACCCCUGCCGCUCCUCCCACCCCGCCCACCCUGGCCGCCCACCUCUCCCCGAGAGGCUUCUGUUUUGCUUGAACGCGACCCUCUGUCUCCUCUGUUGCCCAUGUUUCCAAAGAAGAGGGGUCCUCGCGGUGUGUGCCUGAGCGCUGUCUGGGGCGCGCCGUCUGGUUCCCUCCUCCCUCCCCCCCCCAGGUGAAGCACUGAGAUUCUUCCAUCACAGCCCACACCCCUCACCCCUCACCGGUCACGGCGCUUCGGUUUGGAGGCGCCAGCCUCGCGGUUCUGUGAAGCCGGACCCCUCAGCCCCCCCGCCGCGGUCCCCGCCCCGUCUGCAGUCUGGGUUUGCUCCGUGUUGUCGUCCCUUGUUCCCUGUCGUCGAGGUUGAGCUUCAGUUCACUGCGCAGCCGCAGAGCGCGUGUACAUCCUGAUUUGCUACGUCUCUAUAUAUCUUGAGCUAAAUGUAUAUACGAGUAGUUGCCAUGAGAUGACAGUGUGAGCAGAGUAGACACCCAGAAUCGUGACUUCUGUGUUCUCUCCAUUUGAGUAUUUUGUAAUUUUUUUGAAAUAUUUGUGGACAUAAAUAAAACCAAGCUACACUACAAUGCCUGGG